Molecule: messenger RNA, 3195 nt
Organism: Chelmon rostratus (copperband butterflyfish)
Lineage: Eukaryota; Metazoa; Chordata; Actinopteri; Chaetodontiformes; Chaetodontidae
Gene: rag1
Product: recombination activating 1
Exons: 3
Coding region: 1-3195 (1064 amino acids)
Biological process (GO): adaptive immune response; pre-B cell allelic exclusion; V(D)J recombination
Cellular component (GO): nucleus; DNA recombinase complex; endodeoxyribonuclease complex
Molecular function (GO): sequence-specific DNA binding; double-stranded DNA endonuclease activity; ubiquitin protein ligase activity
Source: RefSeq, a predicted model, not a curated record
AUGAUGGAGGACGGUCCGGAGACAGAUGGCCCCAGAUCAUCCAUGCCAGCUGAGCUCCACCAUCCCCACUCUGAGUACUCUCAGUGGAAGUUUAAACUGUUCAGGGUGAGGUCCAUGGAGAGGGCGCCGUUGCCCAGUGAGACACAACCUGAGAAAGGAGCCUUUAUAGGGAUCUCACCUCCCGCAGCUCCAAAUAUAGAGCUAGAUAAUGGUAUGGGUCCAGGGAGUGUUAUGAAAUUGUGCCUAGGGGGAAAAAGCAAGGAAAAUGUGGAGGGCCCUGGCCAGAGGGUAGAUAUGAAGCUGCAGGAAAUGGACACCCACAUGAACCACCUCAGGUGCUUGUGUCGUCUCUGUGGAAUGGCGCUGAGGAAAGCCAAAGGACCAGUGCACGAUGUUCAUGGGGAUCUGGACCAGGCAAGCAAAGGUGCCCUGCGUAAAAUGGGGUGCAAGUUUACAAGUUGGCCAGAGGUCAUCGUUAAAGUCUUCAAAGUGGAUGUGACAGAGGACAUAGAAUCUGUUCACCCUCUUUCCUUUUGCCAUCGCUGCUGGAUGGCUGCCAUACGAGGAGGGGGCGUCUGCAGCUUCUCUAGAACAAGAGUCCCUGAAUGGAAACCCCACUCGUCCCUCUGCCACCUUUGCUCCCCCAGGAAAACCUCUUUCCAGCGGACUGGGAGAAAGAGGCGGAAAACCAUUCGCAGAGCCCAGAGCCUGGCAAAAAGGACCAGGUGGGACCAAGGCGACAGCAUUGCUGUUGGUGAGAGGAGGGCUCUGAGACGUCCUGUGCUCAAGGCCUGGAGGAAACUCAGCAUCCAGAGAGAGCAAUGGGUAAGAAACAUCACCCACUGUCAGAAAGACCACUUGAGUACUAAGUUGAUCUCUGAGAAGCUCCCCGUAGACUUCCUCGCUUCUUUCACCUGCCUGGUGUGUGACCACCUGCUCUCUGAUCCAGUCCAGUCGCCCUGUGGGCACCUCUUCUGCCGCAGCUGUAUUAUAAAAUAUAGCUACGUUCUGGGACCUCACUGUCCGGCCUGCAACUUGCGCUGUGCUCCUGAUGAUUUCACCUCGCCUGCCAAAAUCUUCUUAUCAGCCCUACAAUCUCUGCCUCUGCUCUGCCCCAAAAGCGGCUGUGGCAAGCAGGUGAAGCUAGAUUCAUUUAAAGCUCAUUGUCUAGACCAUGACCUGGAUGAACAGGAUGCAAACAAGCAGUCGUCAGAACUCGACAAUUACCAGUUAAACAAUAAAGGGGGAAGACCCCGUCAGCACUUACUGUCCCUAACCCGUCGUGCCCAGAAGCAUCGGCUGAGGGAUCUGAAGAACCAGGUGAAGACGUUUGCGGACAAAGAGGAAGGUGGCGACCUGAAGUCUGUGUGUUUGACUCUGUUUCUCCUUGCACUGAGAUCUGAGAAUGAGCACCGGCAGGCAGAUGAGCUAGAGGCCAUGAUGCAAGGCAGAGGCUCUGGGUUGCAUCCUGCUGUAUGCCUGGCAAUCCGGGUCAACACUUUCCUGAGCUGCAGCCAGUAUCACAAGAUGUACCGGACUGUCAAAGCCACCAGUGGCCGGCAGAUUUUUCAGCCCCUGCACACCCUGCGAGCUGCAGAGAAGGAGCUCCUUCCUGGCUUUCACCAGUUUGAAUGGCAGCCUGCUCUCAAAAAUGUGUCUGCAUCUUGCAAUGUUGGCAUUAUUAAUGGGCUCUCUGGAUGGGCUUCCUCAGUGGAUGACUCCCUGGCUGACACUAUCACUCGGCGGUUUCGCUAUGAUGUAGCACUGGUGUCAGCAUUAAAAGAUCUGGAGGAGGACAUCAUGGAGGGGCUGAGAGAGAGUGGGAUGGAAGACAGCGCUUGCACCUCAGGCUUCAGUGUCAUGAUCAAGGAAUCUUGUGAUGGCAUGGGUGAUGUCAGUGAGAAGCACGGUGGAGGACCAGUUGUUCCUGAGAAGGCUGUACGUUUCUCUUUCACUAUUAUGUCUGUCUCUAUCCUGGCAGCUGACAAGGAGGAAGAGGUUACCAUCUUCAUGGAGCCAAAGCCAAACUCAGAAUUGUCCUGUAAGCCCCUUUGCCUGACAUUUGUGGAUGAGUCAGACCAUGAGACGCUCACAGCCAUCCUGCGGCCUAUAGUCGCAGAGCGUAAUGCAAUGAAAGAGAGCAGACUCAUCCUAUCCAUCGGUGGACUGCUUCGCUCCUUCCGCUUUCACUUCAGAGGCACAGGGUACGAUGAGAAGAUGGUGCGUGAGAUGGAGGGCCUUGAGGCCUCAGGGUCCACCUAUGUCUGCACUCUGUGUGACUCUGGUCGGGCAGAAGCUUCUGAAAACAUGGUGCUACACUCCAUCACUCGCAGCCAUGAAGAGAACCUAGAACGUUACGAAAUAUGGAGAACCAACCCCUUUUCUGAGUCUGCAGAUGAGCUGCGAGACAGAGUCAAAGGGGUCUCCGCCAAGCCCUUCAUGGAGACCCAUCCCACAAUGGAUGCAUUACAUUGCGACAUAGGCAAUGCCACUGAGUUCUACAAAAUCUUCCAGGAUGAGAUCGGGGAGGUGUACCAAAAGGCCAACCCCAGCCGGGAGGCGCGGCGCAGCUGGAGGGCAGCCCUAGAUAAACAGCUGAGGAACAAGGUGAAGCUGAAACCAGUAAUGAGGAUGAAUGGGAACUUUGCCCGCCGGCUAAUGACCCUGGAGGCUGUGGAGGCAGUGUGUGAGCUGGUGCCCUCUGAGGCGAGGAGGGAGGCCCUGAGGGAGCUUAUGAGGCUUUACCUCCAGAUGAAGCCUGUGUGGCGCGCCACCUGCCCAGCCAAGGAGUGCCCCGACCAGCUGUGCCGCUACAGCUUUAAUUCCCAGCGCUUUGCUGACCUCCUCUCCUCUACCUUCAAAUAUAGGUACAAUGGAAAGAUACCCAAUUACCUGCACAAGACCUUGGCCCAUGUGCCUGAAAUAAUAGAGAGAGAUGGAUCCAUAGGAGCCUGGGCCAGCGAGGGCAACGAGUCGGCAAACAAACUGUUCAGGCGCUUCCGGAAGAUGAAUGCACGUCAGUCAAAGGCCUUUGAGCUAGUGGAUGUGUUGAAACAUCACUGGCUUUACACCUCCAAGUACUUGCAGAAGUUUAUGGAAGCUCACAAAGACUCCGUCAAAGCUCUGCAAGCCAGCAUUGAGCCAGUAGAGAGCCAGGAUGAUGAGGAUAUGUCUCUGGAAGUUAAUGAUUUUUGA